AUGGGAAGAAGCAAGGCUAUCACCAUAUUGAAGGAAGUCUCAGAAGAAGAAGGAAUUAGACCCUCAGAAAAGGAGCCAGAAAUCUUGAAGGAAGGUGUGGAAGAAGCUAAGCAGGAAAGUGAAACUGAGCAAGCCAAGGAACUGCAAAAUAAAGGCAUGCUGGAAACAUACCAACCAAAAGCACCAUUUCCUCAGAGGUUAGGAGGAGGUGAAAAAGGGAAAACAUAUUCAAGGUUCUUAGAGACAUUUAAGUCUCUCCAUAUCAAUAUUCCCUUUCUUGAGAUCCUCCAGCAGAUGCCUACACAUAUCAAGUAUUUGAAGGAAUUGAUGAGCAAGAAAAGAGUUUUGAAGGGAGGACAAACUGUAAUAAUGAACAAGGAAUGCAGUGCACUCAUCAAGAAGGAUAUGGUCUCUAAGAAAACAGACCCAGGAAGUUUUCAUAUCCCCUGCAUCAUAGGGGAAACAAAAAUUGACAGAGGAUUCUGUGAUCUAAGAGCUAGCAUAAAUAUGAUGCCUCUAACUCUUAUGAAGAGGCUACAACUGAAUGAGGUGAGAUCCACUGAUGUAAUCAUACAACUGGCUGACAAAACUCAAAAGCAAGCUGAAAGAGUAGUUGAGAAUGUGCUGAUGAAAGUGGGAAAUUAUUUCUUCCCCACAGACUUUGUCAUUUUGGACAUGGAGGAAAGCUACCUACAACCUAUCAUUCUGGGAAGGCCAUUUCUAGCCACUGCUAGAGCACUCAUCAAUAUAGAACAAGGAGAGCUAAUUUUGAGAGUAAAUGAUGAACAGCUCAUUUUCCAUGCUUUCAAGCCUGCAUCUGAGCCUGAGCCAGAACCUGAAAAGCCUAAGGAUGAUAGUAGCCAUCUGUGUUUGGAGGAAAGAAAUCCAGCAGCUGAAACUCUGAAACAGCCCUUGGAAGGCAAACAAGAUUUGCAAGACUUGUCACUUACCAAAACUAAAGAACCAAUGGCAGCCUCAUCUAGCCACAAAAGAAGAAAAGACAAGCAGCCAAUGGAGGAGGAAAGGGAAUUCGAUGCAUGGAAAUACAAAUUAGUUUUCCAUGAGAUUCAGGCUGAAUGGAUGAGACCUAAAAGGGUACUAGCUGAGGUUCCCUUUGACCUUGAAAAGGAUGAGUUCCCAGCCCUAAAAGAGCCAUCUUGCUACAUUGCAUUAUGA
Messenger RNA from Arachis duranensis, 1176 nucleotides. RefSeq lists its product as uncharacterized. NCBI's taxonomy places the organism in Eukaryota, Viridiplantae, Streptophyta, Magnoliopsida, Fabales, Fabaceae. The record is from RefSeq and is a predicted model, not a curated record. Bases 1 to 1176 code for a protein of 391 amino acids. The transcript is spliced from 2 exons.